AUGCAGCUUCACGCCUUCCCUGCAAAUAGCGAUUAUAUCGGGGUGAUUAGUGAAGGUGGUGCGAUUGGAACCACCAGUGGUUACCCAACUUGUGCCACAAUAUCAUACGGUCAUCGUCCGGGUCCACUGAAAUGUGAAAAGGCGUGUAAACCUGAGCAGCACUUGCAAUGCUCUACGAGCAGUGCGGAGGACCGCGAGCAGUCUGCCAGCGGUGCUCCUGGCAGUUGCAGUUGCUAUAGGAAGCACAAGAAGCCCAGCCUAUCCUAUGAUAUCCUUACCUCACCCUCAUAUGAAUCACAGGGAGGAAGCAGUUGUUCUUUGACUGUGUCAAGUUGCUCGGUAUGGCUAGCACAGCUGUCGUUCAUCGGUUCUUCCGUUGUAGAUUGCUGA
This is a messenger RNA of Cercopithifilaria johnstoni, 390 nucleotides long. Lineage: Eukaryota; Metazoa; Nematoda; Chromadorea; Rhabditida; Onchocercidae. The record is from the annotation of a GenBank genome assembly.